Messenger RNA from Vitis riparia (riverbank grape), 859 nucleotides. RefSeq names its product 30S ribosomal protein 3-1, chloroplastic. Gene Ontology annotation, cellular component: ribosome. NCBI's taxonomy places the organism in Eukaryota, Viridiplantae, Streptophyta, Magnoliopsida, Vitales, Vitaceae. Gene Ontology annotation, biological process: translation. Gene Ontology annotation, molecular function: structural constituent of ribosome. The coding region runs from base 103 to 615 and encodes 170 amino acids. The record is from RefSeq and is a predicted model, not a curated record. The transcript has 2 exons.
CUUAUCCAGACUCGCUUUUUUCACCUUUCAGGUUCUGAACCUUGUUGAAGAGAUCAUACAUUAUACAAUCUCUACCGGUCUAUAGAAGAUAAGACACUAUCCAUGGCAGCUCAAUCCAGUAUUAACAGUACUUUCAUAUGCUCCUCAUUUCCUUCACAAAACCCUAGUUUCAAAAUCCCCAAAACCCCCUUUCCCUUGAACCCCAAACCCCUUUUUCUGCGGUCCUCCACCGAUACUCCUGGCAUCAGAACAAAACCCAGUAUGAAACUUCAAAGACUCGCUGUUUCAGCAGAACCAUCCACUGCAAACCCAAUAUCUUCUGAAGAAAAUGAGAAAGUUGAGGUGAUUGUGAAGGUGAUGGAGACACCAAGGCUGGUACUGAAGUUCGUAUGGAUGGAGAAGAACAUUGGGGUGGCGUUGGAUCAAGUGAUACCAGGCUAUGGCACCAAUCCACUGAGCCCGUACUACUUCUGGCCAGGGAAAGAUGCAUGGGAGGAGCUCAAGUCCACUCUAGAGAGUAAGCCAUGGAUAUCUCAGAAGAAGAUGAUUAUUCUUCUCAAUGAGGCUACUGAUAUCAUCAAUUUGUGGCAGCAGGGUGGUGGCAAUCAAUCUUAGAAACACUAAUCUUGUUUAUGAGUCAUUACAGAAACAAGCCUUGUAAUUUCGUCAUUGGGGUUGCUGAUGCUUCUUUCACCCUCCAUAUUUGAAAUCUGAAUUUUACCAAAUCUUUAGUAGUUUUGGUUUGUAUUCGCAUUGAGAGUGUUCAUAACACUACAGAAUGCCAUGUAAAAUGAGGAAAACUCUCACCAUGGUGCAACAUUCUAGAUUUUGAAGAAAAGUUCUGAAAUAAUUGCAAACA